This is a messenger RNA of Punica granatum (pomegranate), 1702 nucleotides long. Lineage: Eukaryota; Viridiplantae; Streptophyta; Magnoliopsida; Myrtales; Lythraceae. The record is from RefSeq and is a predicted model, not a curated record.
AAGGAUUGAUGGGUCAUAUUGCAUUUUUUGUCCAAGAAAUUCCGCACCCCAACCUUCAGAUCCAAAUUCCAGAAAACACACAUCCUCCCCCCACUUCCUCCCUCCCUCUCUCUCUCUCUCUCUCUCUCUCUCUCUCUCCGUGUCUGUCUCCCCCUCCCUCUCUAAGCUCCUGUCUGUCUCAAACUCCUUAUCUCCACCCCCAAGAAGGGGUGUCUUCUCUGCAACACCUCACAGACCAGAAGCUGCAUCAAUGGCAGGGCAAGGAACAGCUCCUGAACUUGUCUUCCUCUUCCCAGCAGAAGAGCAAUCACACCUCCAUCAUCGUCAUUAAACCUCCCAAGACAGAACCACAGUUUCAUGGACAACUCUGUCCAUAACAGAGCAGAAGCACAGCAGCCAAGAGCAGAGCACCAUGGGAAGAACAACAACAACAACAAGAAGAAGAAGCUCAACAACAACAACAAUAUUGAAUCCUCACCAGCAUCAGCAGCAGCAGCAGCAGCAGCCUCUCCCCCUUCAGCUUCCUCCUCUCCUUCCCAUGAGUUCUCCUUCACAAUCUCGCUCCACUCCUCCAACCCGAACAACGGCUUCCUGCCCGGCCCGGCCGAUGUUCCCGACCGGAGCACUACCACGAAGACCCCGAACAACUCCUUCGCCAUCGACCUGUCCCCCGCGGACGACAUCUUCUUCCACGGCCACCUCCUCCCCCUCCAUCUCCUCUCCCACCUCCCGCCCUCUGCCGCCUCCCCUCGGUCCUCCACCAAUUCGCUCGACAGCUUCACCCUCCCCAUCAAGGACCUGAUCCUCGACGACCAGAAGAACAAUAAUCCGAACGUCCCCGAACAAGAUUUAAACCGCCCAAGACCGAGGCCGAGACCGACCACCUGCUCGAAGAGCGACUCGAAGAUUGCUCACAAGUCCAAGUCUUUCUCCCUCUUCGGGAUGCCUAGGUGGAGGAAAGUUGUGACCGAGGUCCAAGCACGGAACGACGCGAGCACGAACCCGAACCCGAACACGAACAAUGGCAAGACUAGGAAGAAAAAGAGCAAGAAGAACUUGCUUCUCGAUGAUGCGAGUCAGCUGCUGAAGCGGUACAUCAGAAUGGUCAGGCCGCUGCUGUUCCUCAAGAGGAAAAACCGAGACGUCGAUAGGGACGACGACAUCGACCUCGAGCUCGAGUUCAACCAGCAACAACAUAGUUCCUUCUCGGGGAACCUAAGCGCGAGGAGGACGAACAAGAACGAGUUCCACGUCAGGACCGGCGGCAGAGGGACCUCGGAGCUCUUCUCCUCCGCACCUGCCUCGAUGAGGACUUCUCCGACGAACAGCGGGCUGCUGGUCCCGUCUCCGACAGCCAGCAUUCGGUCCAACGACAGCAGCACGAUGGAGGAAUUGCAGGCUGCGAUUCAGGCAGCAAUCGCCCACUGCAAGAACUCCAUUGCUGCAGCAGAAGGGAAAGCAGUCAAAGCUUGACCAAUCGACUUGUCGAACUCGUUGAUUUCAUUUUCCGGGUUUGCAGGUUAUAUAUUACGCAUACAUCGAGAAAAAAUUUGUUACCUUUGGAUGGGUUCAGUUUUUUAACAGAACAGAUAUGUUCGCUGGCAUUAUUAUUAUUAUUUGUUUAUCUGUGUAUACCAUGUAUAUCUCAAGAAAGGUUGUAUAUCCUAAUUGAUUAUGAUAUUUCCAUCGGGUUUAUAGGAUU